UAAAUCGCGCGUCCACAGUCAUUUUAAUCAAGAUGCUUUCAACUUGCAUUCUAAUCAAGAUGCUUUCAGCUUGCAUUGAUCACCUUAAAACACAACCCUUCUGGAUACUAUGUCUCUUCUCUGUUGGUUUCCUCUCCCUCUCAAGGAAUUGCAUGCUUGUCAUCAAAUGGGGUUUAACUACAUUUUUCAGGCCUCCAAAGAAGCUGACUUUCUACGGUUCAUGGGCGCUCAUUACAGGAUCAACAGAUGGUAUAGGCAAGGCCUUCGCUUUUGAUCUGGCCAAGAAAGGUCUCAACUUGGUUCUUGUGAGCAGAAACUUGGAAAAACUCAAACAAGUCUCGACAGAGAUUCAAGCUGGAUUUCCUACUACGAGAAUAAAAACCAUCGCCCUAGACUUCUCCCGUGAUGAUGCAAGUUCUUCGGUACUGCAAGAAGUAGAGAAGGCCAUCGAGGGGUUAGAUAUUGGUGUGUUGAUCAACAACGUUGGAGUCACGUAUCCCGGAGCAAGAUUCUUCCAUGAGGUAGACGAGGAAGUGUGGAUGAAUGUUGUGAGGGUGAACUUAAAGGGUACCACUUUGGUCACGAAAGCAGUUCUGCCUGGAAUGCUGAAAAAGAAGAGAGGUGCAAUUGUGAAUUUAGGUUCUGGUGCUGCCAUUAUCGUACCUUCUCAUCCGCUCUAUGCCAUCUAUGCUGCUACAAAAGCGUAUAUUGAUCAGUUUUCAAGAAGUUUACAUGUCGAAUACAAAGGCUGGGGCGUUGAUGUGCAAUGCCAGGUACCAUUGUAUGUUUGGACGAAAAUGGCAUCGAGAGUUGCAGAGAUCGAGAAAUCAUCGUUUUUUGUACCCACAGCUGAGGAUUACGUUUCAGCUGCAGUUGGUCGAAUAGGGUACGAAGCCAGGUGCACACCUUGGUGGACACACUCCCUUCAAUGGAGUCUUGCCUCCUUUUUGCCUGAAGCUGUUCUUGAUCGAUGGCGUUUAUCCAUUGGAACUCGUAGAAGGGAAAUUAAUCAGGGUCUGUAGCAGUUCAAUAUUAAUUUCUACGAUUCAUUAUCUACAUGAUUUUAACCUGUUAGCCUCUGAACGUGAAGGUUGCUUAAUACUGACUCAGUAUAUUUUCAUUCGGUCAUCUAUCCAGAAGAGCCAAGUACUCGCUCCCUGUGCAUCAAUUUGAAUUAACUUUAUAUGGUGGAACUUUCUUGUCAAA
This is a messenger RNA of Coffea arabica (coffee), 1206 nucleotides long. RefSeq names its product very-long-chain 3-oxoacyl-CoA reductase-like protein At1g24470. Lineage: Eukaryota; Viridiplantae; Streptophyta; Magnoliopsida; Gentianales; Rubiaceae. The record is from RefSeq and is a predicted model, not a curated record. Gene Ontology annotation, cellular component: endoplasmic reticulum. Gene Ontology annotation, molecular function: ketoreductase activity.